CAGAGGCCGGCUUUGGUUAUUCGGGUCAGCUCGCUGGUCUGGAGGUCACACGUGACAAGUCCCACCCACACACACGUGUGCGCUAAUGCUCUGCACUGGGUGAGUCCCCGGCUUCCAAGGUCCCGGCGACCGUGUCCGGGCUGCUGGCUCUUACAGCAGAGGCCACGGGGUCAGGAGAACAGAGGAGCUUUACAAGCCAGCGGGCGCGGCCAGGGUGGCCUGCCGAUCCCUCUUAACCCUUUACCGGAACCACCGGGAGAGCGGGGAGAGGAGGGAGGCCUGGCCCGCUGACCGGGCAGGGUGAGGCAGACGCCAGCAGGCGAUGCCCCAUCAGGGCACCACCCACCCUGGCGCCCGCUGGGGUCCCCGAAAGCUGGCCUUAUGGCGGGAGGCCCGCUCUGGCUGCGCGGCGUGUCCCCCGGCUACCCGGGCAGGGUGCUCGUGGGCGCUCCACCAGGGCACACGCUCACCGGUGAGCAGGGACCCUGCGUGCUGCCUGGUGGGCGAGCUCGGCGGGCAGUGUGUGUGCAAGCUGAUGGCCUCAGGACCGUUUGAGCCGUCUAGAUUUUUUAAAUUUAAAAUUAAGUGAGAGUUUAACGUACGGUAACAAAUACAUGCCAGGUAUUUCUAAUUUAGUGAAUAAAAUCAAAAGUUGCAUUAAAAAAAUUUUUUUUAACAUUUAUUCAUUUUUGAGAAAGAGACAGCAUGAGUGGGGGAGGGGCAGAGAGAGAGGGAGACACAGAAUCCGAAACGAGCUCCAGGCUCCGAGCUGUCAGCACAGAGCCCGACACCGGGCUCGAACCCACCAUCAGUGAGAUCCUGACCAGAGCCGAAGUCGGACACCUAACUGAGCCACCGGGGCGACCCAAAAGUUGCAUUUUGAAACAGGUAUUUACUCCACUAAAAGCUUACACCUUUAAGGAAAGGCAAAGGCAGAUGAACCACGUGUGACGACCCUGAGAGACAGUCCAAGGCCACUGACAAGACGGGAGGACUGGGGGGCACAGGGACGGGAGGCUGCUGGAAACCGCGGAGGCCGCGGUCAGACACUCUGGGUGACCCAGUUCUGACGUCACGGCGGGAACAAAACCUGGCCCAGGCUCAGAAGGGUCUCACUCAACGGCCAAAGGCCCAGGAGAGCACGCAGGGCUGGAAAUACCGCCGAGGCCACUGGGGAAAACUGUAAGCAGCCACCAGGCCCCGACACUGCAGAAAACGAACACUCCCAGGCAAAGAUUCAGGAUCCGAACGGUUACAGGACGUCCACUCGACGGGCAGCGAACCGUGAGACAACCUCUCCAAUCCCAAGUAAGGAUGAUUUGCAAGCCGCGUUUUCCCCUUCCGGAUCCCGGCGUUAACCGCUGGGCCUCCCGAGAGCUGGUGACGGACCGCACACGCGGGGUUUGGACAAGGUUUGGACAAGGCCCCGCGUCCCUGCGUCCCUCCACCCCGGGUACCCGGCUUGGGACGUGCGUGUCCUGACAGCCUGACAGAGCGGCGGGAUGCACAGGCCUGCCUCUGCCUCCCUCCCCUCCCCUCCGACCUGUCUUCCAACCUCACUGUCCGUCCUGUUGCCACCCUGCUCCCACUCCAGGCGGAGAGGCCCCGAGAACGUCAGCCUGACAACACGGGCAGCGGGGAGCAAAGGCCCUAAUCCACGAGGGGAGGAGCUGCCGCCGCCCCCUGAAGGCCCUACUUCUGGCCCGAGGCCCCCUGCCUCCCAAGACUGUUCCCCGACGGAAGGCAACCUGCCGCAGAGGCGCGAGCGGGCAGGGCUGAGAAGGGGGGCCCUGCGCCCCGGGAUGUGCCCGCAGCACAGGCUGAACCCGGAGGGCCCGGGCCUCCACCUCCGGCCUCGCCCGGGCUGGUGCAGGGGGCAGGGGCAGGGCCUCGCCAGCUGGAGGGACGUGGGGGUAAAAGGCUGCCGCGGAACUGGACUCCCCCUGCCCUGCACGGAUGACCUGACGGAGGGGGAGGCCCAUUCCUGGGCCCCGAGGACGACCCGCCCUGGUCCCCCUGCCCCUCCACCGCCACGCGGCCUUCCGUCCGAGUCAGGAGGCCCGACCCCCCCCCCCCGUCAACCGAGCCAGACCCCAGAACACCUGCUUGCCACGCGCACCUGGCUCAUCCGCCUACAGCCCUGCACCCACCACCCCUCACCUCUCCCCGGCCCGGGCGCCCAGGAUGUCCCGCAGAGGCCCUCAGGGGAUCCUGUCGCGGCCCCCCGGCUGGGCCUGUGGGACGGCGCACACCGGGAGGACCCCGCGACGGCGGUCCCGGUGAGGAGGGUCCUACCCCCAGGCCACAGGCCCCCAUUUCGGAGACAAAGCAGCUUCAAGCCCUAGAUCCCUGACUGUGGUGAGCCACCGGCGGGCCGGGCAGUGUUCACACUGGCCCUGCGGGGACCUGCCCACGACGUCCCCUGCCCCGCUCUGGGUUGCCAGGCCUCUUCGUUUUGACUUGCAGGACUCUCCCCUCAAACGUAAACGCGGACUCCCCGCUGGGUGUCGAUGUUAGAAAAGAAAAACACUUCCCUCAGAUUCCCACCUGCUCGGUGCACAGCGUCCUUCCCUGGCACAAAGGCUUCCUCUGGAUCCGGCCAAACCCACUGGGCCGUUUACGUGUCUGGGGUCUUAAAAGGCCUCCCACGAGGUGAGAAAGACGCCCCUCAUCAUGUCCCACUGACCCAGCGCCGUCCCCCCGCGGCCCCCGGACCGCUGGCGUUGGCCCUCCCCCGACUUCUCUCCACCUGCUCUGAUCAGCGACCUCCUGGGGGCCCAGCCCAUCGUCCUCCACACACUCAACUUCUCCUUCUAGAAACACUCCUUCCGUGGCUGCUCUGCCUCCAGCUCCAGCCGUGUCUAACAGAACUCUGGUUUCGAGAGCUCAGGUCUACACUGGCAGCGAGCGUAAACGGUUACAGGCCUCACCGCUUCUUUCUGACACGACCGCUGUGUUAGUAUCAGAGGAAACUGAGGUGACGUAAAGCAAAAUAUUUUAAAACGUACCUGAUUUCUUUCUACACGCCAUUCUCUAAAAACGCCUAAGCAACUAAAGCCAUCGACAUCUUUAAAACGUGCCUUUUCAACCACACUGCAACUUAAGAAUUCCUCGUUCAUAUUAAAGUCACCACCGGCUUUUGCAGGCUGACGUCCUGGGUUCAUUUAAAUGACGAUGCGGGACACGGAACCACCUGUGCGAGAUCUGCCUCCUAAAUGCCGUCUGCGUGGAAAAUACCGGUUAGUCCAGUGGGCCACCCCAGGCAGGCCUUAGCUGAGAGCAGGUGGGCCGCCUCCUUGGGCGGCGGG
Messenger RNA from Acinonyx jubatus (cheetah), 3308 nucleotides. RefSeq names its product basic proline-rich protein-like. NCBI's taxonomy places the organism in Eukaryota, Metazoa, Chordata, Mammalia, Carnivora, Felidae. The transcript is spliced from 2 exons. The record is from RefSeq and is a predicted model, not a curated record. Bases 1503 to 2345 code for a protein of 280 amino acids.